Fimicolochytrium jonesii is the source of this 1331-nucleotide messenger RNA. RefSeq names its product 2-nitropropane dioxygenase. NCBI's taxonomy places the organism in Eukaryota, Fungi, Chytridiomycota, Chytridiomycetes, Spizellomycetales, Powellomycetaceae. The coding region runs from base 140 to 1135 and encodes 331 amino acids. Gene Ontology annotation, molecular function: nitronate monooxygenase activity. The transcript has 5 exons. The record is from RefSeq and is a predicted model, not a curated record.
AAAGUACAGUACGCUCUCAGAAGGUAUUAAAGGCAGGGACGUGGGAUUCAGCGGAGUCGCAUCAUCGUUAACUCACUCACAGUUGCCCAACAGCCUCGCAACAUUCUCCGCUGCGAAAAAGCACCUCCCAUCUUCGAGAAUGCCGUUGCAAACGAAAUUGACAAAGGCGUUGGGCAUAUUGCAUCCCAUAGUCCAGGGAGGAAUGCAAUGGGUCGGCACGGCCGAAAUGGCUAGCGCAGUCUCGAACGCGGGUGGAUUGGGUAUGCUCACCGCGUUGACCCAGCCUUCCCCGGACGCUCUGCGGAAGGAAGUCGCCAGGUGCCGAACGAUGACCUCGAAGCCUUUCGGAGUGAACAUCACCUUCCUGCCGUCCAUCAACCCUCCCCCAUACGAAGAAUACGUCACGGCAAUAAUACAGGAAGGAAUCAAAGUCGUUGAGACGGCUGGCAACAAUCCUGGUCCCCACGUUAAACGGUUCAAGGAGGCUCGCAUCAUGGUCAUCCACAAAUGCACCAGUAUAAGACACGCAUUGUCCGCCCAAAAACUUGGUGUGGACUUCCUUUCGAUCGAUGGAUUCGAGUGCGCCGGCCAUCCAGGAGAGGACGACAUCGGCGGUCUUGUGCUUCUCGCCAAAGCAGCCAAGACGCUCAAGGUUCCAUAUCUCGCCAGUGGUGGAUUUGGUGAUGGGCGUGGACUCGCCGCGGCGUUGGCAUUGGGAGCUGAGGGUAUCAACAUGGGCACCCGCUUCAUGUGCACACAGGAAGCUCCAGUCCAUCAAUCCGUGAAAGACGCGAUCAUCAAAGCGACCGAAAAGGACACCAACCUCAUGUUCCGCACCAUGCACAAUACCGCCCGCGUUUUCAAAAACGCCGUAUCUUCCGAGGUUCUCUCCAUCGAAAAGCGACCAGGGGGUGCACAGUUCUCGGACAUCCAGCAUCUGGUUUCGGGGCAACGGGGUAGACAGGUGUUCACGAAGGGCGAUACUGAAUAUGGCGUAUGGACGGCGGGACAGGUUGUUGGGCUGAUUGAUGAUUGUCCGCCGUGCAAGGAUCUUUGCGAGAAGAUUGUGUCGGAUGCGGAGGAGAUCAUCACUAAGAGGCUGGGCGGGAUGGUUGUGUCGAAGAGCAAGUUGUGAUGCAUAUGCAUCUCUUCGACGAUGAGGGUUACUGCUGUGUGUCGGCCAUCGGGACACUCGGCGGGAAACCCUCUGGGGGCCUCUGGGGAAAAACAAUCCGGCUUAGCUAGUUAUGACAUUUCAUAGGCGGUGCGCGCGGAUAGAACAGACGUACUGACUAAUGAUUGCAAUGAAUAGACCAGGUAUAAGUAAAUAU